GCUUUGGGACAACGGUGGAAAGUAGGAUCGGGAGUUUGUCUGUAUGAACACAUGAGAAAAAGAGGAAAGAAGAUGGGUGGAUCAAAGAGACAUGGCAAGGAUUAAAGUAGGAUGUGGAGCAACAAAAGAUCGGUUUUGUUAUAUCUGACCUGGACACAAACAGGAAGAGAGGAAAGACAAAGUAGAGGUGCACAGAAGACAGAGAACUUGCCUGAACAAGAGACAGAAAAAGAAGACAGGCUAAUAACUGAGGAAGUGUGCUCUCACUCACCCACAGACGAGAGAGUCACACUGAAUCAAACCAGACAGACAGACAGGAAGAGGAUAAAGAAGGGGAGGAGGGGGUGUAAGGUGAAAGAAAACAUAAGAAAGCAGAGAGGCAAAAGAUUAACACUCUUGAGAGAGAAAGAGAGUGUGUGUGCGAGGUUUAGCCAGGGAGAGAACAAGUCGAAGAGGGGGGAGGAAGUCUGAAAACAGAGGGAGGGUGACAGAAAGCAGAUAUUGGGUGCGUGUUGAUCAAGGUGAAGCAGAGAGGAAGACAGAGAGAUACAAGCUGAGGGGGCUAGCGGGUGAAGUUAGGAGGGGAGAGGUAUGAGGGGACAGCUCUUGAAGUCAUUCUUCUCUUUGGUGAUUCCUCUCUUCUGUUUGGGGAGCCUGCUGACUACUCUCAUCUGGUACAUGGUCGACAACAAUAAUGUGGAACCUCAGAAGCCUCCUCCUCAAAAGAAAAGUGCCCCUCAGUCCUCUGACUCUUGUAAAGGCUGCCGGGAGGUCAUUGAGAAAGUAAUAGAGCGUUACUCUCAAACCUGGAAGAAGCAGGGGGACAAUUACCAAAAAUUCAGAUCUCAGCUGAGCAGCAAGUGCCAUGGUUUUGACAAGGCCAUCAUCACCCAGGCCAACACUCCAGUGGGAUCAAAGCUUGUGUAUGAUGGGGAAAAGAAAAGGACCCUCCAGGUGACCCAAGAGCUUUUCAGCACCUUUGCAAAGGAGCAUCCUUUCCCAAAUAAAACAUGGGACACGUGUGCUGUUGUUGGGAACGGAGGGAUUCUGACCAACAGCAGCUGUGGAAAGAUGAUCGAUUCAGCUCAGUUUGUUAUCAGGUGCAACCUACCUCCUUUGGAAAAAGGCUUUGAGAAACAUGUGGGCAUCAAGACUGACAUUGUGACAGCAAACCCAAGCAUCUUUAUAGAGAAGUAUGGGGGUCUAAUGGGGCGUCGCCGUCCAUUUGUGGAGAGUCUGCGUAGUUACGGCAACUCCCUGCUGCUUCUUCCCGCCUUCUCCUAUGGCCACAACACUCCCGUGUGCCUGCGGGCCGUCUACAGCAUUGAGGACUUUCAAAGCCCCACCCGGCCUGUCUUCUUCAACCCUGGGUACCUCCAGAGUCUGGCCCACUUCUGGCGGUCGCAAGGCCUACGAGCAGUGCGUCUCAGCACCGGCUUAAUCAUGGCUAGCCUGGCGCUGGAACACUGUGACAACGUGCAUCUGUACGGGUUCUGGCCCUUCAGUAAUCACCCACAUGGACUCCGUGCCCUGACUAACCACUACUACGAUGACAGACAAACUAAAACGAAGUUCCACGCCAUGCCGGCUGAGUUUGACCUCUUGUUGCGGCUGCACAGUCAGGGGGUGCUCAAGCUUCACCUGGGAGAUUGUGAAAAGUAGUUCCCAGACCCAGGGACAGCUGACAGGACAGGAGCAAAGUGCCUUGUUUGUAGCCAAGCGACUCUGGAAGCAUUUCAUUAAUUUUGAAUGAAUGGACAGAUCUAUUUUGGCUGAUGACACGGAAUAAGUGUGCUUGGAUUUACAGUGAAUGCUGAGUUGGACUAUCAGCAACCAAGACAUUUGCACUGAAAGUAAGAUGCUGUUAACUUUAUGUGAACAGUGGUGUAUCUAAAAAUGUAUUUAUUACCACACAUGUUCCAGCUGGAGUCUGGAAGGAGUUAUUUUGAUUUAAAUGGGAAUCUUUUGCAAGGCAUUUGUGAGGCCUUUGUGGUGGUCGACAUUAUAGUGCCUUGUUUUGCAUUAACCUGAAUGUAUUUUGAAGAAAUACCUCCUUUACAUGAAGAUUGUCUGGCUAAAACACUUAAUGAAAACAGCCUCACACUGAAUGUAAAGAAUCUUCUGACAUUUUUGUUAAGAAGCGCAUCUCACAUUCACCACUUUGAAAAUAUAUUCUGGGAACUCUCGAGGGGAAAUGUAUGGUACUAAUCACAAAUCUUUUAAAAAGGCUGGUGCUGGUUGUGGAAGAUGAUUUCCACACUCUUGUUCUCACUCCACAUCACUGACACUGCUGGAUAAGAUACAGACUCAAUGUAAGCCUCAGCUCUCAGAGUGCCUGCAUGGGUCGUAUCCUGGUAGCUUCAACUACAAACCAUCAUGGCUGCCCUCUGCGGGCCGUGCGAUCAUCCGAGGACCCAAUUGGCUUGAAGCCAAGGACUAAACAGAGACACUGCAGAAAGAAACAGGAAUAAUAGCGCCACUAAACACAGGAGGUCCCUCCUCACAAAAGUUGCUAUGGUGAGCCUGUGUUGCAAUGUGUCACCACAGUGACCAGACGUGGCUAUUUACUGUCACAAAGUAUAACAUUUACAUUUUGGUACAAUGUUGGAAACGAGUACUUUUUAAGUUGAUGUAAAAGCUAAAUUAAUGACCGACUCCAACGUAAGGUGAUGUAAUGAUUGUGAAUUGUGCACUUUGGAUGAAAAUUGUAACCUUUGGGUAAGAAGUACAUCAAGACUUUGUGUGUGUUCUGCAACUGGAAGUAUUACCUUUCGUGUUGAUACUUAUAAAGUCUUAACAGCGCUUUUUGUCCUCCAGAAAAAUAAUGGGCAACUGUAGCUGACUAAACUUGAGAACUCUUGGCGAGCCAGUUUUAGAAUCAUGUGAUUUAAUUUUUUGAGGUGAGAGGGAAAAAUGAAGUUAAAGUGAAUCAGUGAAUAAAUAUUUAUCACAAAAAAGGUUAUCUGAUUGUAAUUGGUGGCUGAAGUGGAAUUCACUUCUCUAACCAUGCAACAAAGUCUCUUUCCCAGACGUCUCAGCUUGCAUGAUUUAGUGUCUUUGAGACACUUAGCGCCCCAAACCUGCCAAGAUUUCACAUGGGAAUGCAGUAUUUCUA
Molecule: messenger RNA, 3115 nt
Organism: Cottoperca gobio
Lineage: Eukaryota; Metazoa; Chordata; Actinopteri; Perciformes; Bovichtidae
Product: alpha-2,8-sialyltransferase 8F-like
Exons: 7
Coding region: 592-1662 (356 amino acids)
Biological process (GO): N-glycan processing; oligosaccharide metabolic process
Molecular function (GO): alpha-N-acetylneuraminate alpha-2,8-sialyltransferase activity
Source: RefSeq, a predicted model, not a curated record